AUGGCACCUCCGAGCGCAGCUGUCUCUUUCAAGAAGAAAGAUGGCAGUCUGAGUCUGACCGACGAUGAGGCGACGCUGGUCUGGACCCCGGCCGAAGCGAGUGUUUCGGGACAUAAGAUCUCUGUGUCCACGAUCACCAAUCUACAGCAGACGCCGAUUUCGAAUCCAAAAGUGAUGCUAAAGGUCUUUGCCACCGCUCCAAAUGCCCCUCCUAAUAGCGAAGCCAUCGCCUACACCUUUCUAUUCACCGCCGCGACGGACGCACGCGCGCAAGCCGACGCUUUCAAAGAUGCCCUCAGUGCUCGGGUUAAUGCGGGGAAAGCAGGAACACCUUCACAGACAUCCACGCCGGUUCCCAGUGGUGGGGCAGGAGUUUCAGCAGCUAUGGCGAUAGCAAAUGCGGUUUCGUCAGCUGGGUCAGCUCCCAACCCGUGGGACGAUGAUAACCGCCUAAAGGGUGACGUGGAGCUGCAGCAGUCUUUAUUGAAGGCCGAUUCCAUGUUGCAACGAAUGUUUAUGGAAUCUUUACAUACGAAACCGGAAACUCUAUCAUCUGGCCAGUUCAUGUCACAAUUCUGGUCUACCCGGCUACACCUUUUACGAGCUCAUGCGAUCGAACGCGCCCAGACUCGCGGAUCUUAUAACGUGCUCUCGUCAUUGAAGCCGCGUGUCGAGGAAAAUGUGACUCGAUUAAAUAUCAGCAAGGAGCAAAUCCAGCUUAUUUUUACGCAACACCCACUUGUCAAACAGGUCUACGAUGAGAAUGUUCCCAAGCUGAGCGAACAACAGUUCUGGUCGCGAUUCUUCCAGAGUCGAUUAUUCAAGAAGUUGCGUGGAGAGCGAAUUGGAGAAGCAGACGCAACAGAUGCCGUGCUGGACAAAUAUCUUCGUGAAGAAUCCACUGCCAAAGAACGUGAUACCAAUAUGCCACACUUCCUGGAUCUUGCGGGUAAUGAAGGGCAUAACAGUCAACGCCGUGGAAACCGGCCGGAUCUGGACAUGCGCCCCUCUGCCGUGGACAAGGUGCCUAUCAUUCGAACUUUGAACAGCCUCAGUGAGAAAAUCAUGGCCAACGUGGCACCCGCAGAUGGCGAUCUAAGUGCUCCCAUCGGGAUGAAUGAGGAAGCCUGGGCGAAAUUGCAGCUACAGGAUCUCCGUGGAGAUGAGGAACAAGCUCGUAUUACUCUGAACAUCCGUGACCAGAACCGUUUCUUCUCGGCGGCAAAGGAUGGCGACCAAACUCGGGCCCUCGCGAAACAGGACCCUGAUCAAGUCUUGCAGCUCCUUCGCACCGAAGUCGAGCGCAAUCUUCCACCUGGCGGAGCUGCACCUCUCCAAAAGUUAGUCGAUCCUGGCGAUGACGAAGACGAGGAGAUGGAAGAUGCCCCUGCUAGCCGACGCCCCGUUGGCUCUUCCGCAGCCUUGCACGCCGCAUUUGCCCAGAUUCUCGACGCGGUACGUGAUCAACGUGCCCAGAUGGUCGAGACAUCAGUAUCCGAAACCUACGGACUCUCUCCUGCGCUUUAUGACCGACUCACAUUAACGCACGCGACUUCUACUGAAUUCCUUCAUCAGUUCUGGCAGGCCUUUCUUUCCGGCGACUCCGAUCGUGCAGGUGAGGUGAAGUCAUUAUCGGAAUCACUCAUCCGUGCGAAAGGACGAAUCAAAGCCGUCUCAGAUUCUGCGGAGGCAGAACGUCAGGUUGAAGUUGACCGGGUGAAACAGCAUGCUCGCGAUAUGUUUGAGCGUACUGGACGUAAGCUGCGACCGAACCUAGACAGCAUUGAGGGCGGCGCAAAAGCAGUCAAUCAGCUGCUUGGUCCCACAUUGCAUGCCUUAGAGUUGGCAUCGAAUCGGUACGAAACGGCUUUAGCAGAGGAAAUGAAAGAAGCGGCGGCUCUGGCCGUGUAG
Penicillium longicatenatum is the source of this 1911-nucleotide messenger RNA. RefSeq names its product TFIIH subunit TFB1 family protein. The transcript has 2 exons. Gene Ontology annotation, biological process: transcription by RNA polymerase II; nucleotide-excision repair; transcription by RNA polymerase I. The record is from RefSeq and is a predicted model, not a curated record. Gene Ontology annotation, cellular component: transcription factor TFIIH core complex; transcription factor TFIIH holo complex. NCBI's taxonomy places the organism in Eukaryota, Fungi, Ascomycota, Eurotiomycetes, Eurotiales, Aspergillaceae. Bases 1 to 1911 code for a protein of 636 amino acids.